Molecule: messenger RNA, 581 nt
Organism: Eruca vesicaria subsp. sativa (arugula)
Lineage: Eukaryota; Viridiplantae; Streptophyta; Magnoliopsida; Brassicales; Brassicaceae
Source: the annotation of a GenBank genome assembly
AUGGGCAGCGAAAUGGAGAAAGGGAGAGAGGAAGAGGACGAUAUAGUUUGCUUAGAUGAGUCCUUCUUCGUCAACGAUGAUUAUCAGUUGACGACCUUUACGUUUGGAUCCAACGUCCUUGAGCUCUACUGUCUCCAAUCAGCUUCAACUGAUUUUGAUUUAACUGGGCAACUCGUUUGGCCUGGUGCUAUGCUUAUGAACGGUUAUCUCUCCGAAAACGCUGACAUUCUCCAGGGAUGUUCAGUUUUGGAGUUUGGAUCUGGAGUUGGUAUAACAGGAGUCCUCUGUAGCAAAUUUUGCCGUAAAGUUGUUUUUACUGACCACAACGAUGAAGUUCUCAAGAUACUGAAGAAAAACAUCGAGCUUCAUGAACAUUCAAGCGGUCCAAACCCCUCAGCUGAAUUACAGGCUGCAAAGCUAGAAUGGGGAAACAGUGAUCAUCUUGGUGAAAUUUUACAGAAACACAGUGAUGGCUUUGAUCUUAUUCUUGGAGCUGAUAUCUAUAUCCUUAUGUUCCGUUAACUGUUUAUCCUCUGUUUGUUUUGGUUUUGGUUCAAUUCAUAAACCAAAUUGAGCACUCC